CGAUUUGUCGAGGAGCAAAGUUUCAGUUUUAACAAAUCAUUAAGUUCAUUGAUCGUAAAAUAUUGAAGCUGUGUUGUGUUACUUCGAAAAAAUAGAUAAAGUACACCAUACAUGUAAGCGUUAUCAUAAGGUCAUAUCGAUACUGGAAAUAAUUUUUCUCGUCAAUGUCACGCGAUCGUUAACGAGAAUGACAUUUUUGUGUCGUCGAUAAGAACGAGAGAAGAAGAUCGAUAAUAUUGUGAUAGUGAUAAAGUACAUUUAAGCCUCAUGGAAAGAUCACCGGAUGUCGAAGUUUAAGAUGAGAUCAAUCGAUUGAUCGAUCGUUUUUUAUAUUAUUACGUAUUCUAGAGUCGAUAUAAUAAGGUAUACGAUAUGUCAUAGCAAAACUAGUUUGCACGUGUUAUGAGUAAACUACUUGAGCGCAUGACCGCACGUGCACAUAUCGUAGCAAACAAAAACUAUCAAUUUAGAUUAGUUUGCUUUAACAAAAAGGAUAAUUUAAUAUUUCAAGAUUCGAUAAUAACGUUUAUUGAACUUGUAUAACUCGAAAAGUAGGAAACUUGAAAAGUCUGCUUGGUAAUCAGUGAACGAAGAAUAUUUUAUAAGAUGAAUUCUUUUUUGCCUGUUGGUAUAGUUGAAAAUAUAAUAUCACUAGCAGCGAUAACGUGUGUAAUGUUCAUACAAAUCGCAAGCCGAAGUAGAAACCGAUAUAUAAGUUUGGUUGACUUGUAACUUUGUUACGAGUCGAGCAAGAGAGAAAAAGUCUUUGUUUCGCAGAAGAAAAAGCCAGAAAAUCAAAUAACGACAAAAGGUCGAAACGGUGUCGGCAGUACUAUCGUAUUACGAUUACUUUUUAUCGAACAUUGAGAAUUUUUACGCAGGUCGUUGAGUACAUACACGCGUUCACUGACGUUUCAUUUUCUAUUGACCUAAAACAUAUAUAAUGGAAAACGAUACGACUCACUCUCCUUUUUUUCUUUUUGUUUUUUGUUUUCUCGUUAGCCUUUUUUCUCCUCUUUACAACCUGCUGUCCUAUAUAUUCGAGUAUCAAUGUGCGUGCGUGUACUUUAAUGAUUCAUUUAAAUUCCCAUGCUGAAUUUCUUUUCCUUUCUUUCUUCUUUUUUUUUUAUUUUUUAUUACGAGUAAAAAAAGAACACUAUAAACGUCCAAUUAAAAUUAUUUUUAAUCUUACAACUCGAGCUAUAGUACUAUUUUUAGUUAAAAUAAAAAAAGGCAAGAAACAUAACGAAAAACGUAGACGGGGAGAAUCGAUCGAUCAUUGCCGCGGCUUCGCUUUCGUAGCGCGUCGAUGGAAAAUAGGUUAAUUCUAGGACGCGCUAUCCCGGAGGACGAGGCAGAUAUUUAGGCCAUGACCAGGUCGCGAUCAAUAUAACGUCCCCCAACAUCGAGCAGCUUUCGACAAAAGUCUCCAUCGAAUGUCGGGACCGAGCAAUGUUCACGUGUAUUCAUUCUCGCAAUCGAGAUCGAUAUAUCACGGCACAGUCUACGAGUUGAUACGAAAUUUUAUUCAUUUUAAAAUAAGUUAUGGCAGUAAUAGUACGCCUUCUAAUGCACACAUGAAAUUCCCGCCAGAUUAUCCGUACAGUCCGCCAAGUAUUCGGUUCAUGACGAAAGUUUGGCAUCCGAACGUGUACGAGAACGGAGAUCUGUGCAUAUCUAUCUUGCAUCCACCGGUAGACGAUCCACAAAGCGGUGAACUGCCAUGCGAGAGGUGGAACCCAACGCAGAACGUUAGGACGAUCUUGCUGUCAGUGAUCUCACUCUUGAACGAGCCCAACACAUAUAGCCCUGCCAAUGUAGAUGCCUCGGUGAUGUACAGACGCUGGCGUGACUCCAAGGGGAGAGAUAAAGAGUAUGAAAAUAUCAUAAGGAAGCAAGCUCAAGCGGCCAAGAUGGAGGCCGAGAAGGAAGGUAUCGUAGUACCGGUAACAUUGGAGGAUUAUUGCAUAAAGACGCGUGCGAGGCCAGCCGAACAACAGUUGGAUAUGACGGAUUUCUACGACGAUGAAUACGAACUGGAUGACGACGAAGAUGAACAACUUAGCGCCAGCGAUUACGAAGAUGGCGACGAUAGCGGAAACGGAGAGUCGUGAUCCAUUUCUUAAAAUUAUAAAUUACGCGAAACGCUAAUUAUUACCAGUUCUGUAUAGAUUAAUAAAUUAAUGAGCUUCUAAACCGGA
This is a messenger RNA of Vespula pensylvanica (western yellowjacket), 2201 nucleotides long. RefSeq names its product ubiquitin-conjugating enzyme E2 R2. Bases 1437 to 2114 code for a protein of 225 amino acids. Lineage: Eukaryota; Metazoa; Arthropoda; Insecta; Hymenoptera; Vespidae. The record is from RefSeq and is a predicted model, not a curated record. Gene Ontology annotation, biological process: ubiquitin-dependent protein catabolic process; protein polyubiquitination. Gene Ontology annotation, molecular function: ubiquitin conjugating enzyme activity. The transcript has 5 exons.